Messenger RNA from Mus pahari (shrew mouse), 954 nucleotides. RefSeq names its product neuropeptide W (gene Npw). The record is from RefSeq and is a predicted model, not a curated record. Gene Ontology annotation, biological process: G protein-coupled receptor signaling pathway; feeding behavior. The transcript has 3 exons. Bases 1 to 879 code for a protein of 292 amino acids. Gene Ontology annotation, molecular function: G protein-coupled receptor binding. Lineage: Eukaryota; Metazoa; Chordata; Mammalia; Rodentia; Muridae.
AUGGCCGGGCUCCGGCCCCCUCCCGGCCGGCGCGGCACAGCGCUGCCUGGCUCCCGGCGGACCCGCCCCUUCCGUCGACGUCACUGCCCCUCCAGGCAACCGCCCGCCUGGCGGAAGUGCUCACUGCGACUUCCGCCCGGGCCUGGUGCGGCACAGAGCUGUCCGUUCGCUCACGGCUGCGGCUCAAGCCUGUCCAGUCAUGUAAAUGCGGAGUCUCUCCGCCUUCGCCGACGCGAGGCUCUGGAAACGCCCGAGGAAGGACACGGCAUCCACGCCGACGUUCUCGUUCUCGGAGAUAUAAACCCAGUUCUUGUCCUAACCCUCCAAGGGGCCAUUGACGUGAACGCGCUGGCGUCGAACAGGGAAGUGCGGGGCCCUGGGCCCGGGACUCCCAGGAACCGGCCCCUGCUGCCAAUGCUGCUGCUUCUGCUCUUGCUACCGCUGCCCGCCAGCGCCUGGUAUAAGCACGUGGCGAGUCCCCGCUAUCACACAGUGGGUCGUGCCUCGGGGUUGCUCAUGGGGCUGCGCCGCUCACCCUACCAGUGGCGCCGUGCCCUGGGCGGGGCUGCUGGACCACUCUCCCGGCUUCCAGGACCGGUCGCCCGCGGCGCUCUCCUGCUUCCUUCCCCUGGGCAGGAGCUGUGGGAGGUACGAAGCAGGAGCUCACGGGCAGGGCUUUCCGUCCAUGCACCCCGGAGUCCGCGGGACCUGGAGGGAGUCCGCCAACCGGAGCAGUCGCUAAGCAUUCACUCCUGGAUCGCAGAGGAGCCCGCUGCUAGAGCCUUCGGAGAGACACUUCGUGCCCAGCCAUGGUUCCUGCAGCAAGUCAUCUUUGCCGAUCCUGUCAGGCCCAAGAACCGAUGGCGCCCCCAUGCUUGACCUAGGCAGGAGCACAGCUUGAAGCUCCAGUCAGGCCUCGUGGUCUGGUCAAUAAAACCAACCUGAUUCCUGCGC